Acytostelium subglobosum LB1 is the source of this 531-nucleotide messenger RNA. RefSeq lists its product as hypothetical. Gene Ontology annotation, cellular component: mediator complex. Gene Ontology annotation, biological process: regulation of transcription by RNA polymerase II. The transcript has 2 exons. The record is from RefSeq and is a predicted model, not a curated record. NCBI's taxonomy places the organism in Eukaryota, Evosea, Eumycetozoa, Acytosteliales, Acytosteliaceae. The annotation marks the transcript as partial. Gene Ontology annotation, molecular function: transcription coregulator activity.
UUUAAGAAUAUAGAGAUAAAAGAUAGAAUGAACUCUAUGAUGGGACAACAACCUCAGACAAGAGGUGAGACAUUGUUUAGGGAUCAACAGUACUUCCAGAAACAGAUCGAGAUUAAGACCAAUCAGAUGUUGGACAACUAUCACUCAAUCAUAAAGAUAGCAAAGGUCAAUGAGAAUGCACAGAACUCAUCAGAGAUAUACGAAAUGGAGACUCGUACAACUAAUAUAUUAAACUCUGCAGAAGCACUGUUAAAGAUUGUAGAAGAGUUGAAACAGAAUAUAAUAUUGAAUGACUUUGUUAAUAUGACUGAAGAGGUCAGGCUACAGAGUCUUGUUUAUCAGAAACAGAAUGCAAAGUCAACAAAGUCAAUCAAGGCCAUCUCUGAGGAUAUAUCACGAUCAAUUCUAGAGUUGGAGAAUGAAUAUUACAACUCUGAGUAUAAGCAACCUCCUUCCUCUUCAUCCUCUUCAUCCUCAUCAUCCUCAUCAACAUCAUCCUUCCCCUUUCAAUCGAUUCAAUCAUCUUCUCGC